Messenger RNA from Aureococcus anophagefferens, 1473 nucleotides. RefSeq lists its product as hypothetical. The coding region runs from base 1 to 1473 and encodes 490 amino acids. The record is from RefSeq and is a predicted model, not a curated record. The transcript has a single exon. Lineage: Eukaryota; Pelagophyceae; Pelagomonadales; Pelagomonadaceae.
AUGGUGUCGCUGCCCGUCCUCGCGCUCCUCGCGCCGCUGGCGUGGGCUGCUGCCUCUCCGCCGGCCUGGGCGAGCCUCGCGCGCGUGGACUACGACGCGCCGCCGGUCCCCAACGCCAGCAGCCUCGUCGGCCUCACGGUCUGCGGCUACCAGCAGUGGUUUCGGGCACCGAACGACACGGCGACGAACGAGGGCUGGACGCACUGGGGCAACGGCGUCGGCGCGCUGCACAACGGCACGGGCAUCGAGGAGGACUACUGGCCCGACCUGUCGGAGUUCGGCGACGACGAGAAGUUCGCCGCGCCGGGAUACAAGUUCGCCGACGGCUCGCAGGCCUACCUCUUCAGCUCCAUCAACGCGCGGACGACGCUGCGCCACUUCCAGUGGAUGGAGGCCUACGGCAUCGACGGCGUCGCGCUGCAGAGCUUCGGCCCCCUGGGCCUCGACCACGAGAUCCUCAACCACACGCUCGCGGCCGCCGCCGCGACGAACCGCGUGGCGUACGUCGAGUACGACCUCAGCGGCUACGCCGGGCGCGGCGCCGCGGCGGCCGCCAUGCUCAAAGAGGACUGGGCGGGCCUGCGGCGCCAGGGCGUGCCGGACCACGCGCGCUACGUCCACGAGGGCGGCCUCCCCGUCGUGGGGAUCUUCGGCUUCUACAUGGACCGCUUCAGCGGCGAGGAAGCCAACGCGAUCCUCGACGUCUUCGACGGCACGGCCUUCGUCGCCGGCGCGGGCCAGUGGUGGUGGCGCAGCGACCAACCCUCGGCGAACUGGACGCGAGCCUACGACCGCAUGGGGAGCUGGUCGCCCUGGAACGCGGGCGACUGGAACGGCGACGCGGCCCACCCGGCGGCCGCCACGGGCUACUGGGCCGCCGACAAGGCGGCGGCGGAGCAGGCCGGCGUCCUCUGGCAGCCGGAGCUCGCCCCGGGCAUGUCGACGAACCACCGCGACGGCACGCCCGCGGGCUCGGGCCGCCUCCCGCGGCUCAGGGGCGCCUACCUCUGGGCCCAGUUCUACGCCGCGGCGGCCAUCGGGGCGAAGACGGCCUUCGUGGGCAUGUUCGACGAGCUCGACGAGGGCACGCAGAUCCUCAAGGUCGUGAACGACCCGCCGGCGCCGGGCGACAUUGGGUACGAGGGCCUGCCUUCGGACUGCUACCUCGUGCUCACGGGGCUCGGGUCGAAGAUGCUGCGGGGCGACGCGCCGCGCAACGCGACGACGCCCGACUGCGCCGCGCUGACGCAGCCGACGGCGCCCGCGGCGCGCGCGCCGGCCGCCGGCGUGCUCCGGUGGGCGCCGGCCCUCGCGCUCGCGGGCGGCGGCGCCGUCGACCACUACGAGGUCCUCGUCGACGGCGCCGUCCGGCGCACGGCCGACGCGGCGACGCUCGCCGUCGCGUCCGCGGCGACGUCCUUCCGCGUCCGCGCCGUGAACUCCCUCGGCAACGCGGGCGCCUGGAGCCCCUAG